Ahaetulla prasina is the source of this 4331-nucleotide messenger RNA. It is a transcript of the gene ACADM, whose product is annotated as acyl-CoA dehydrogenase medium chain. Gene Ontology annotation, biological process: fatty acid beta-oxidation; medium-chain fatty acid catabolic process. Gene Ontology annotation, cellular component: mitochondrion. Gene Ontology annotation, molecular function: flavin adenine dinucleotide binding; medium-chain fatty acyl-CoA dehydrogenase activity. The transcript is spliced from 12 exons. NCBI's taxonomy places the organism in Eukaryota, Metazoa, Chordata, Lepidosauria, Squamata, Colubridae. The record is from RefSeq and is a predicted model, not a curated record. Bases 135 to 1403 code for a protein of 422 amino acids.
CCGGGGCCUCCGGAAGGGCCAACCUCUCCCCGCUCCUCCGCUCGCAGGAGGCGGGUCUAGGCGGUGUAAAUCGGUGUGAAGUUCAGUCGCGGCCUGGCAGGUUCGGGGAGGAAGAGAAGAAGAAAGGCUUUGUCAUGGCUGCUCUGAGAGCCUGUCGGGUUGGGCGAAGCCUUGUUGCUUGUGGCUUGAGAGCACAAUCCAGUCAUGCUACUGCAACAUCACCAAAAAGCAAAUCGGCGGCUGGUUAUAGCUUUGAUCUUACUGAUGAACAGAAGGAAUUUCAAGCUACAGCUCGUAAAUUUGCUAGAGAAGAAAUCAUACCUGUUGCUUCUCACUAUGAUGUAACUGGAGAGUAUCCUGUUCCUCUCAUUAAAAGAGCAUGGGAGCUUGGCUUGAUGAAUACACACAUACCAGAAAGUUGUGGUGGUCUUGGCCUUGGCACUUUUGAUGCCUGCCUUAUUACUGAAGAAUUGGCUUAUGGAUGUACAGGAGUUCAAACAGCUAUUGAGGCAAAUUCCCUAGGUCAAAUGCCAGUUAUUAUUGGGGGAAAUGAGCAACAGCAGAAAAAAUAUUUAGGAAGAAUGACUGAAGAGCCCCUAAUGUGUGCAUAUUGUGUAACAGAACCUGGUGCAGGCUCUGAUGUAGCAGGUAUAAAGACAAGAGCUGAAAGAAAAGGAGAUGAAUAUAUUGUUAAUGGACAAAAAAUGUGGAUCACCAAUGGUGGCAAAGCUAAUUGGUAUUUUUUAUUGGCACGUUCCAAUCCUGAUCCAAAAGCUCCGGCAAGUAAAGCUUUUACUGGAUUUAUUGUGGAAGCUGACAGCCCUGGAAUACAGAUUGGAAGAAAGGAGCUUAACAUGGGCCAGCGCUGUUCAGAUACGAGAGGGAUUAUUUUUGAGGACGUAAGAGUACCCAAAGAAAAUGUACUUAUUGGUGAAGGAGCUGGCUUUAAAAUUGCCAUGGGAGCUUUUGAUAAAACAAGGCCUCCAGUAGCAGCUGGUGCUGUUGGAUUAGCACAGAGAGCUUUGGAUGAAGCUACAAAAUAUGCUAUGGAAAGAAAAACAUUUGGGAAGGCCAUUGCGGAGCACCAAGCAGUGUCUUUCAUGUUGGCUGAAAUGGCAUUGAAAGUGGAACUGUCUCGCCUGGCCUACCAGAGGGCAGCAUGGGAGGUAGAUGUUGGUCGUAGAAAUACCUAUUAUGCCUCCAUAGCAAAGGCAUACGCUGGAGACAUUGCAAAUCAAGUAGCUGCUGAUGCUGUCCAAAUUUUUGGAGGAAAUGGAUUCAAUAGUGAAUAUCCAGUAGAAAAAUUAAUGAGAGAUGCAAAAAUAUACCAGAUUUAUGAAGGAACAGCUCAAAUUCAGAGAGUAAUUAUAGCGCGUGAACAUAUUGGCAAGUUUAAAGCUUGAGAAUGUCCCUGAUGAACAUUAGCUUGAUUUACAAAUGUUGGGCUUUUUUCCCCCCUGGUAAUUUACUUUUUAAUACUGGACAAAAAUGGCUUCAACAGUGGUAUUGUCAAAACCUAAUACAUGAAAAAGCCAGUCACUUAAUUUCUAGAACUAUUCAAGAGAUUUCAUAUUUUUGUUCAGCUUUAUCAUGACACGGUUAUCUCUGCUCUUUGAAAUCUCUAUAGUGUAUUUAAAGUGCCUUGGAUUUUUGUAAUUGAACAGGUUCACUGACAUAAAUCAGACGAAGAAUUUCAUACCAAAUUGAAGUCUGGAAGCCAUGUGUAAAUUAGAUGUUGUUAGAUCUGUAUCGCAGCAUUACUACAUAUUACAUAUUGACUAGAUUAAAAAAAAUUGUAGAUAAAUUAGUUUUAUUGCCUGCAAUUGGAUUCAUAAAGACUAUAGAAGUUAUUUUUGUUUUACAGAGCAGAAUGAAAUUUAAUGAAAGUUCCUUGCUGAAGGGUGCAAAAAAAAUCUAUCCCAAUUUCCUUUCGCAUGCCUUAACUCCACUGUUUGGAGUCAACUUCAAUUCUCUGGGAUAAAUUUUUGAGGAUGUUGUAAAAGAAGAAGAGAGAUAAUGGUGCCUUAAAUGUUAUGGUAUACCUUGACAGGUAUUCCUUGAUCUAUGAUCACUCAAUCAACAAUUCCAAGUUACAGUGCCAGUUAACGAAUGGUGGUUACAACCAGUUCUUGGAGUUUCGGUCAUCCUAGCACCCUGCUAGUCAUUUGAUUACAAUUUGGGUGCUUGACAACCAGUUCACACUUAUAGCCAGUUGACAUGCAUCUCACAAUCACAAAUGCCACUUGCAAUCUUUCCUGCUGGCUUCUCCAGGCCAAUAGGGAAGCUAGAAGGAAAGAUUGCAAGUUGCUGAACUUAGUGUUUCUUAUCACACAGUCUUUCAGCCUCUCUGCACUCACUUCGCAUUAGCUACUCACCCUCUGAUUCAUACCCCUGUGAAUAUACCCUUACCUGUAUGACACUUUAUGCACUCUCACCAACCCUCAUGGCACCUCCCACAUACUGUUCCUGACCCAUGCAGCAUCCUUCAUGCACCCCCUCACAUCACAUCAUUUGAGAAUGCAAAUUCCUGUUGCAAUUCCUGUUGCAAGGACUAUCUGUACCAGGGGUGUCACGCUGCGGGCCAGAUGCGUCACGCACUAGCCACGCCCACCACCGUUUUAGCAAAGGGGGGGGGAGGUUGCGAUACGUCAGGUGACGAUGCGAGUUUGACAGCCCUGAUCUAUACUCAAAUAUGAUAAAACAUAGCCAUGCAAUGCAAUUUUCUCCUGAAUUACAGUAUUCUUAUGAGCUGUAAUUUCAAAUUACUAGUAAGCCAAAAUUCUAUAUGCCUAAAUAUGACCUUUUUAUUAUAAUGUGUGUAUAUAGUUAUUUUGGUAUUGAAACUGAGAUAUCCGAUUCAUGUUAAUCCUUAUGUGUACUGAAGUAUGUUAACCUGUCUUCUCCCAAAGAGAUGAAAGUUUAUUUAAAUAGCAAAACCAAAUGAACAAGUUUUUAAAAAAAACAUCUUUGGGCAGUGAGCUUGAUUUUAUUUCUCCAAUAAACCAUUAUUUGCUAAUGUUCUUCCCCCGCCUCUUCUCCCACCCUUCACAACCCCUACUUUAAGGGUCCUCAUUUAUUUUUGAGAGAAGUGAAAGAAACCUCCAUCAUACCAGUGUUAAUCUGUUAAAAUAACAUUAGAUUUAUAACAGGAAGACUAAUAUUCAUAAGCAUAAGUUAUAUUUGCAGAGCUAUACAAGCACUGAAAGUAUUUUCUUAUAUAGCCUCUUUGCCUCUAGUCUGGAACAGCCUUUUUCCUGUUCAUUGACGAUCACAACAAUCUAUGCUGAAUUAAGGCUAUUUGGAAGAAAAUUACUAUUGUUUUCUUUUGAAAAAUGCCAUAAAAUCUCCUGAUUGAAAACUUUUUUUUGUACAGUAUUGAUCUAUUGCAUUUGGCCAUGGCGGGAAGGGAAAAAUAACUGUUGCUGCUGAAGAUACUUCUUUUGUAUAGCUUUUCCUCCCCUUGAUGGGAGUUCAAUCUGGGGAAUAUGAACCUUGUGGAAUAACUCAUUCUUUUGAUCAGAUAUCAGUAUGCAACAUUUAUUGUCACCCAGAUCUGAAAAGUGCCCAGGCUAAGUGCAGAUUGUUCACUUUCCCACUUUCUAUUGGCUGUUUGUCUGCCCUACCAAUGAAGCAAUCAUCAGUAUUCCAAUAGCUGCAAUAACUACUAUUGUUGUGAGGGCAGCAACACUGCAGACUUUGAUAUGGAGCCAAAGUAAGGAACACAACUGAGACACCGAUUUUCAGAUGACAUACUUUCCCCCCUUUCCAGAAUAGAAUGGAGAAGGUAACAAUGGUUUUGAAUGACCUCCCCAGUGGUGGUAUUCAACUGGUUCUAUCCAAUUUGGGCGAACCGUUAGUGGUGGCUGUAGGAGGCUCUACCCACCCGCCCGAACAUCACAUCCCAUUUUUGACACUGGGCGUGCUCACAUUUGCAAACUGGUAGCAAAGAUAGGUGAAUACCACCCCUGGUCCUCCCUGUGUAUUCAGUCUGCCUAAUAGUGGAGUGGUAAAGUCCAAAUGCUUCAAAAAUAGUUUUGUCACCUUUUCCAGCCUGAGUGUCAGCAGCUGUUUUUCAGAGAUCCUCAGAAAGCUUUCUUCCAGCUGUGACACAAUUCUGUAUAGCUGUGUCGUGAAAAUCUCACUUAUGAUAGUGAAGAACCUGAAUCUGCUCUUGAACUAAGGCAGGACCUCCCACACUCACAUCUGAUUAUCAUCCCAUUAAUUGAAACACCUGACUAAUUUCACCAUCAAAUGAGGAUGAGGUUUGUAUACUUUUGCCACACAGAAAUAUGUACCUUUGGACCAUUUCCUUCAAUAAAUGAACAAGUCUG